Castor canadensis (American beaver) is the source of this 3377-nucleotide messenger RNA. The record is from RefSeq and is a predicted model, not a curated record. NCBI's taxonomy places the organism in Eukaryota, Metazoa, Chordata, Mammalia, Rodentia, Castoridae.
ACAUCAGGCUCAGCUGCUCCCUCCAGAUGUGACCACAGAGCUAGUCUGGCAAGGAGCAAGCAAAGCCUGACACACAGAGCCAAGGUCCUCAGGAAACCAAGUAAACAGCAGACACAGGCUUUCCAGCCCUGCAUCCCUAAAGCAGUCAGAAGAGGCUGUGUAGUCAACAGUCACCAAGCCCCUCCCUCUGCAGGACAUGCUGCACUGGCGCCCCCUGCUGUUGGUCCUGGUGCAGCUGCUCUACUGAGGUCAGCUCAGCCUCAAGAAUGCACCAAGGGCAAGGUCAGCACCUGCCAGGACUGCAUCCAGUCGGGGCCCAGCUGUGCCUGGUGUCAGAAGCUGAACUUCACAGGACAAUGGAAGUCUGACUCCAUUCGCUGCGACACCCGGGAGCAGCUGCUGAAGAAAGGCUGUGAGGCUGGUGACAUAGUGGACCCCAGGAGCCUGGCUGAACCUAAAGAGGACUGGCAGAGGGACCAGAAGCAGCUGUCCCCACAAAAUGUAACACUUCACCUGCGACCAGAGCAGGCAGCUGCAUUCAAUGUGACCUUCCGGCGGACCCAGGGCUACCCCAUUGACGUGUACUUCCUGAUGGCCCUUUCGGACCCCAUGCGCAGCAACAAGAUGCUGGGUGACCACCUGCUCCAGGCCCUCAAUGAGAUCACCGAGUUCAACCACAUCGGCUUUGGGUACAUCAUGAACAAGACCUUCCAGCACGUGCUGAAGCUGACUGACAACGCCAAGCAGUUUCAGUUGGAGAUCAGAAAGUAUCUGAUUUCCAGAAACCUGAACACCCCUGAGAGUGAGCUGGAUGUCAUGAUGCAAGUUGCCACAUGCCUGGAAGAAAUUGGCUGGCGUGACCAUGUCAUGCGGCUGCUGGUGCUUGCCACUGACAACAGCUUCCACUUUGCCAGCAAUAGGCAACUGAGCACAAGCGUGACCCCCAGUGACAGCCACUGCUACCUGAAGGACAACAUGUACAAGAGCAGCCGUGGAUUUGAUUACCAGUCAGUGAGCCAGCUGGCACACAGACUGGAUGAAAACAACAUUCAACCCAUCUUCAUGGUGACCAAGGGGAUGGCGAAAACCUAUGAGAAACUCACAGAGAUCAUCUCCAAGUCAGCUGUGGGAGAGCUGUCUGAGGACUCCAGCAACAUGGCAGAGCUCAUCAAGAAUGCCUACAAUAAACUGUCCUCCAGAGUCCUCCUGGACCACAGCACCCUCCCAGACACCCUGAAAGUCACCUACGACUCUUUCUGCAGUAAUGGAGUGUCACUCAUGAACCAGCCCAGAGGGGACUGCAAUGGCGUGCAGAUCAAUGUGUCGAUCACCUUCCAGGUGAAGGUCACAGCCACAGAGUGCAUCCAGGAGCAGUCCUUUGUCAUCCGUGCACUGGGUUUCACUGACACAGUGACCUUGCGAGUCCUUCCCCAGUGUGAGUGCCAGUGCCGGGAUCAGAAGCAGGACCACAGCCUCUGCAGAGGCAAAGGCUCUGUGGAAUGUGGCAUUUGCAGGUGCGAUGCAGGCUACAUUGGGAAAAACUGUGAGUGCCAGACACAGGGCCGGAGCAGCCAGGAGCUGGAGGGAAGGUGCCGGAAGGACAACAGAUCCAUUAUGUGCUCGGGGCUGGGGGACUGCAUCUGUGGGCAGUGCGUGUGCCAUGCCAGUGACGUCCCCAACAAGCAGAUCUUUGGGCGCUACUGUGAAUGCGACAAUGUCAACUGUGAGCGCUAUGAUGGCCAAGUCUGUGGUGGCCCACAAAGGGGCAGCUGCUUCUGUGGCCAGUGCUACUGCAUGGAGGGCUACGAGGGCUCGGCCUGCCACUGCCAGAGGUCCACCACGGGCUGUCUGAACUCACGGCAGGUGGAAUGCAGUGGCCGAGGCCAGUGCCACUGCAACAGAUGUGAGUGUGACGCUGGCUACCAGCUGCCCCUGUGCGAGGACUGCCCCAGCUGCCCCUCACCCUGCAGAUCCAUCCACACCAUGCACCCUGGCAUGGCCGUUUUCAACAACGGCCCCUUUAAGAAGAGCUGCAGCACCAUGUGUGAAAAUGUGACACUGCAAGAUGUACCUGUGAAGGGCAGGAACUGCAAGGAGCAGGACUCACAGGGCUGCUGGAUGACCUACACCAUGCGGCAGCGGGAUGGGAGGGACACCUAUGACCUCUACGUGGAGGAGAGCCUAGAGUGUGUGCCAGGCCCCAACACCACUGCCACGAUAGUGGGCAUUAUGGUGGGAGUCCAGCUGUUGGGUCUCCUCCUGCUGGUCACCUGGAAGGUUCUGACCCUCUGCAAGAAGGGAAAAGCACAAGCUCCAGAAUAACAGAGAUAACCCCCAUUUCAAGAGUGCCACCACCAUGGUCAUGAACCCUAAAUUUGCUGAGAGAUACAGCAUCCAAUGAUGAGGAUGCUGCCAGGUCUGGCUACAAGGAACCCCACACACCCCGCCACUGUGAUAGGCUUACAACUCACAAAAAGAAACCCCUCUGCUUCUAUCUGCCUUCAAAAUGACAGAGCUGGCUGGGCUUUACACAGACUUAUCUUCAGGCACAGCCUCCACUUAUCUGUGCUGUCCUUCCAUGGACCCGAGAAAGGGACUUCCUAAGUCUAGGAAGUCAGAGACCUGUCUUCUGGUACAGUUAGCAGGGCAUUCUCAUUAAAGGUGGUGCCAACUUAUUUAUAUUUAAACUUGCAUGAUAUAAAACUAUAUCCCAUUGAUUAUACCGUUAACCAAUCAUGUAUAUAGAAAAAAUAAUAAAUCUUCCAUACAGGCUUUUUGGGAGCCAGGCUCUGUGGCCACCGUGCAUCCCACCAAGGACACAUGCAAUGUACCAACAGCCCAGUCCAGCACCCCUGCCUUCCAUAGCUCUGCACAGCUCACCAGUGUAGUGGUCUGUGUAAUAGUAAUCAGUCAGAAAACUUGAGAGAAUUUCUUCAAUCCCUCCCCAAGAACAUGUGACAGAGAAAUGGAGUCGUUGAAUCAAGGGCCCAGAUGUCAGCCACCUCCUGCUUUCCAACCAUUCAUUCAAUAAAAAUAGAAUGAACACCUCUUGUAUGUUAGGAGCUGUCCUCACAGCCAUGCACAAAACGGCAAUAUACAAGACAAACUUUUAGGGGCCCUGAUAAAGUCUGUUUUCUGGGGGCAGACAGAUGAUCAUUUAGAGAAGGAGUGACUCUACAAUCCUCAUUCUAAAGUCAUUUAGACAGCUAACAAAUACUGUCAGAACACUAGAGCACGUGAAGAAUGGAGGAGGCAUGGUAGACGCAGAGGUCCUGCUUGAGGAGGUGCACGGAAGCACAGGCCUGAAUGAACCAAAGGGGAAAAACCAUGUGUGUCAGGGGAAGGAGCGAGAAUGUGAAGGAAGGGCUACUGCCCUG